Messenger RNA from Miscanthus lutarioriparius, 846 nucleotides. NCBI's taxonomy places the organism in Eukaryota, Viridiplantae, Streptophyta, Magnoliopsida, Poales, Poaceae. The record is from the annotation of a GenBank genome assembly.
AUGCACUUGACGCUCAGCCCUGCGAGGACGACGACGAGGAAGGCGGCCGCGGCGGUGCACGCGCGGUCCGCGAGCGAGCCGUGCCACCCCGCGCUCGCGCGCCUCCACGGCACCGUCCGCGCGCUCAGGGCGUGGUCCAGGUCCAGCUGCGGCGCCGGCGGAGCCUCCUCCUCCUCCGGGUCCGGGCACGGCCUCGCGCUCCUGGAGACAGUCCUGGCCGCGCUCGGCGACCUGCUCGCCACGCCGCCGGCCGCGGCGGCGCUCCACGACCCCGCCGACGACGACGACAAGGUCCUCGACGGCCUCCUCGUGCUCGCGGACGCGUACGGCACGUUCGAGUCGACGCUGCUCGCGGCGAAGCAGACCCUGGCGGACGCGCAGGCCGGCGCCCGCCGCGGGGACGGCGCGGUGGUCACCGCGUCGGUGCGCGCGCACAAGUGGACCGAGAAGGAGCUGCACCACCUCGCCGCCGCGAUGCGGCACGCCUCGAGGCGCGCGGCGCCGGUGCCCAGCUCGGCGGACGCCACGGACACUGAUGUGGUCGGCGCGGUGGCGGAGGCGGCCGUGGCCGCGGCGGAGGCCUCGGCAGUCGUCUUCUCCGGGUGCGCGGCCAUGUCGCCGGACGUGUCGGCCAUGGUACGAACGGUGCCUUCGCACAGGUGGCUGCCGAGGCUGGGCGUCGCGCCAGGGGCCAGGAAAGUAGCGCCGGAGAUGGCGCCAGCGGCAUUGCAAAGGCUGGAGGAGCUAGAGGACCGCAUUGCCGGGCUGGAGAGCGAGAGCGAGAAGGUGUUCAGGAGGCUGCUGCAGGCUAGAGUUCUGCUCCUCAACAUCCAUGACCCCUUGUAA